Periophthalmus magnuspinnatus is the source of this 906-nucleotide messenger RNA. Its product is annotated as olfactory receptor 1-like. The coding region runs from base 1 to 906 and encodes 301 amino acids. Gene Ontology annotation, cellular component: membrane. Lineage: Eukaryota; Metazoa; Chordata; Actinopteri; Gobiiformes; Gobiidae. The transcript has a single exon. The record is from RefSeq and is a predicted model, not a curated record. Gene Ontology annotation, molecular function: olfactory receptor activity; G protein-coupled receptor activity. Gene Ontology annotation, biological process: G protein-coupled receptor signaling pathway.
AUGAAAUUUUAUAUCAGCGGGUUUUUUGACUUUCCAGAGGGCAAAUAUUUCUACACUUUUAUGUGGUUUGUUUAUAUAACAACUGUUUUUGGAAAUGUGGUUCUUCUCCUGAUUAUUUUGCUGGUCAGAUCUCUUCAUACGCCCAAAUACAUGAUUGUGUUCAACCUGGCUCUGACAGACCUGUGCGGCAGCACUGCUCUCAUUCCUAAACUUUUGGACACUUUUUUGUUUGAAAACAGAUAUAUUGAAUUUAAAGCUUGUCUUAGUUACAUGUUUUUUGUGUUGUUUUUUGGCAGCAUGCAGUCCUGGACACUUGCUGUAAUGUCUUUUGACAGGUUUAUAGCUAUUUGCUUCCCCUUGCAUUACCACAUUGUAGUGACUAAACCAGCUAUAGCGUUGAUGCUGCUGUUUGUUUGGCUCAUAUCUGUGUGUAUACUGGGUGCUGUAGUGGGCCUCAUUGAUCAUCUGUCCUUCUGUAAAUCUUUGGUCAUUCAGAGUUAUUACUGUGAUCACGAGUCAUUGUAUCGUAUAGCAUGUAACAGUGUGUUAGUAAACCAACAGUUUGCCAUGUUUGGGGGUGUUGCAGUAUUUUUGAUUCCUCUGUCUUUAAUAGGAUGCAGUUAUGUCAAUAUAGCUGUUGUACUGAAGAGGACUUCUGUUGGAGAUCGUGUAAAAGCUAUAAAAACCUGCACGUCUCACCUAAUGCUGGUGGCCAUAUUUUUCAUCCCUCUUAUUAGUGCAAAAACUGUAGUUCAUCUUCCUAGUUUUAACCCAAAUACUCGCAUGAUUAACUUUAUUUUAUCACAAACAAUACCAUCAUUACUGAACCCAUUUGUCUAUUCUUUAAAGACAGAGGAGAUGCUAAAUGUCAUAAAAAGUAUUUGCGGAAGAUGUAAAAGACAAUGA